CUUCGCUGUCGGAUCAGUUGGUUCGCCACUUCCUGAUUGAGCGCAGCUCCCGAGGCCUCCAGAUACGUGGUUAUCACCAGGAGCCUAUAUUUCCUGGAAUCGUUGAAUUGGUCGCCUACCACUGCCGCUAUCCUGUUGCUCUGCCAACAGUGCUCCGAUUGCCAGGCUAUGCACCGGCCCCAUUACCCGCUGGAUAUGGGGAAGGAGUCGGGGAUUACCCAUGCGGAUCAGAUGCUGUCUUGCCAGUGCGAAGUCUAGGUGGGCAAAAUGGCAGGCCCGGUUUCAGUACUGCUCCUGGCGAGCAGGCUGGAAAGCGUCUACAUAAGAGCAAGACUCAGUUGGCUCCAGCUGGAGUAGGUCCUUCCAACGGUCCUCUAACCAGUCAAGUCACUAUGCGACAGUCGGCAGCACACAGUGCCUUGCAGGCAGUACUUCCCCAGGGAGCAGGUGAGUAA
Protopolystoma xenopodis is the source of this 455-nucleotide messenger RNA. NCBI's taxonomy places the organism in Eukaryota, Metazoa, Platyhelminthes, Monogenea, Polystomatidea, Polystomatidae. The record is from the annotation of a GenBank genome assembly.